Coregonus clupeaformis (lake whitefish) is the source of this 3252-nucleotide messenger RNA. RefSeq names its product dnaJ homolog subfamily C member 3. Bases 438 to 1934 code for a protein of 498 amino acids. Gene Ontology annotation, cellular component: endoplasmic reticulum. The transcript has 12 exons. The record is from RefSeq and is a predicted model, not a curated record. Lineage: Eukaryota; Metazoa; Chordata; Actinopteri; Salmoniformes; Salmonidae. Gene Ontology annotation, molecular function: protein-folding chaperone binding; misfolded protein binding. Gene Ontology annotation, biological process: protein folding in endoplasmic reticulum.
UCGAGUCAGUAAAAAUAAUAGUUCAAAAAGAACGAAUCGUUCGCGAACUGAAAGAGGUUGCCAAAACGGGACCGGGUGAAGUUUCACUUUAGAAAGCACCUAUUGUUGACAUUUGCCGAAGUUAUUCAAUAGUAUGCCACGUAGAGAAAACGAGAACAAUAUAUUAGAUCCAUGCAAUCUUUUUGCUCACUCUUGGCUGUCUAAACAACUUGUGUUGUCCUUUGCAAGGAAAUUGCAGGAACCUUCCAGUUGCGUUUCACGGUAUCACUCGGAACUAUUUCUUAACCGGAUUAUGGGAACACUAGCUAUCCUCAAAGGUUCAGGAGGAAAAACGAUGAAGGAAAUUACAGUUUAAAUGAUAGCGUACGUAGUUUACAGUAUAAUUAUAUCAGAGACGUGAAAUAUACAGCUCCAGGAGAAGUGUGAAGUAUUCAAGUAUGGAGUCGGGUCGACGGAAAGGUCUCAGCGGGGUCCUGUCUUCCUUGUCACUGCUCUGUGUCAUACUGGACCUCCAGUUGGACGGUGUCUUGGGGGCAACUCAUGUGGAGAUUGAGCAGCACUUGGACAUGGGCCGUAAGCUGUUGGCCGCCGGUCAACUGGCGGAGGCCUUGUCCCACUACCACUAUGCAGUGGAGGGAGACUCUAAGAACUACCUCACCUACUACAAGCGGGCAGCUGUGUUUCUGGCAAUGGGGAAGUCCAAAUCCGCCCUUCCAGAUCUGACCAGAGCCAUCCAGCUCAAACCAGACUUCCUGGCUGCCAGACUGCAGAGAGGGAAUAUCCUCCUGAAGCAGGGCAACACCCAGGAGGCUCGGGAGGACUUUGAGGCUGUGCUGCAGCGCUCCCCUGACCAGGAGGAGGCGCAGGACCAGUUGAUGAGGGCAAACGAGCUGGAGGAGCUCCAGGAGGAGGCCCACGCGGCCCACCACAGAGGAGACUACAGCACCACCAUCACUGUGCUGGACCGCGUCGUAGAGCUCUCCCCCUGGGACCCUGAGUCUCGGGAGCUCCGGGCUGAAUGCUACAUCCGCCUGGGAGACCCCAGGAAGGCCAUCCAGGACCUGACUCCCACCACCCGGCUGAGGAACGACAACCGAGCUGCCUUCCUCAAGCUCAGCACCCUGCACUAUAACCUGGGGGAACACCAGGAGUCACUAGGUCACGUCCGGGACUGUCUGAAGCUGGACCAGGACGACAAGGAGUGUUUCUCCCACUACAAACAGGUGAAGAAGCUCAGCAAGCAGCUGGACUCUGCCGAGGAGCACAUCAAGGAGGAGAGGUAUCAGGAGGCCAUAGUCAAGUAUGAGUCAGUGAUGAGGACAGAGCCUAAUGUCCCGUACUACACCAACAAAGCCAAUGAGAGGAUCUGCUUCUGCCUGGUCAAGAAAAAGAUGGCUGCUAAGGCAAUAGACAUCUGUUCUGAAGCCCACCAGAGAGACCCACGCAACAUCAACAUCCUCCGAGACAGAGCUGAGGCUUUCAUCCUCAACCAGGACUACGAGAAAGCGGUGGAAGACUACCAGGAAGCGAGGGAGUUUGACAUGGAGAACAAUGAGAUCAGGGAAGGUCUAGAGCGAGCCCAGAAACUGCUCAAGCUCUCCCGGAAGAGGGACUAUUACAAGGUCCUGGGUGUCAAUAGGAGUGCCAACAAACAGGAAAUCAUCAAGGCGUACAGGAAGCUGGCCCAACAGUGGCAUCCUGACAACUUCAGAGAGGAGGCGGAGAAGAAGGAGGCGGAGAAAAAGUUCAUCGACAUCGCCUCUGCUAAAGAGGUGCUCACCAACCCAGAAAUGCGUCAGAAGUUUGACUCGGGCGAGGACCCCUUGGACCCAGAGAGCCAGCAGGGUGGAGGAGGGGGUCAGGGUGGCCAAGGGCCCUUCCACUACAACCCCUUCGAGUCCGGCAGCAACUACCACUUCAAGUUCAACCACUAGUGAGGACGAGAAACAUGGGGGGGCUGACAGAACCGGAAAGGACCUACGAUUGGAGGAUUUAAGGCCUAUGACAGCCCGUGGAGUAAUUGAUGGAUGUACCCAGGCAUUGUAUUUGGGGGAUUGUGGGUAAUGUAAUGAGACUACGGGGAUGUGAAUGACUGUCAAAGGGCGUUGGACUACUACUGUCAGGUGAGGGGUUGCAUCGUACAGAGUUAAACUUUCCUAACACAGAGUCUACAUGGAUGAGACUGAGUGACAAUGUUGUCAGCAGUUGACUCUGAAAAGUAUUUAAGUAUUUUAUUAGGAUCCCCAAUUAGCCGCUUCCAAGGCAGUGGCUACUCUUCCUGGGGUCGAAACAGGAAACAAAAGACAAUAAAUAAUAUACAUAAUACAAUACAAAAUAUAUAAAAAUGUCUGUGUCUCUCCACAGUCUCCGUAAGGUGUUUUUUUAAUCUGGUUUUAUUGCUGCCUAAUUAUGUUACCUGGGGUGACAGAGAGUUCUAUGUAGUCAUGGCUCUAUUUAAUACUGUGUGUUUCCCAGCCUCUGUUCUGGACCUGGGGACUGUGAAGAGUCGUCUGGCUGCAUGUCUUGAGUGGUACUGAUGAGUGUCCGAACUGUGUACCAACUGCUUGAACAGACAGUUCAGUACCUUUAACCCAUCAACACCUCGCACAAAGACCAAUAGUGAUCCAGUCAAUCUCUCCUCAACUUUGAGCCAGAAGAGAUUGACAUGUAUAUAUCAAUGCAAUUUUCCACUCGAGUGGUCGAAGAUGUGAGAAUGAAGACCUGUAUAGGUGCGCUGUUCAGUCCUCCCAACUAGACCCAGGCUGUUGAUGACGUCAUUGCAUCCGUGUUCCAGUACCCAUGUUAUUUUCCUUUGGGAUGUCUGUCUGCUGCUUUUGCUUUGUGUUUGUGCAAUUUUUUUCGCCUCAUUCUUCCUCAAAGGGCUCGUUUUGGUAGCAAUGUAGCUCUUUUGGUUUUUGCUCUGCUAGAAUAGCCUGUGUGCCGGACUCGUUCUCCAUUCAUUUAAUAAUGCUAAGACAAGCUCAAGUCGGAUAAAAGCAGAUUCAGACUGACACCCAAGCUACUCAGAUUGUAUUCAGAAAAGCACAACAUUCAGAGCUUUCAGAAUGUUUUAUAAGAGAUGGAUGUCGGCGCAUUCAUACUACUUGCGCUUCCCGGAGCAGAGCUGUUGUUAUGGAAAUUAUUUUAUGUUUAUACAGGACCUUUCACCCCCACCUACUGUCAACCAAUCAUGUCAAUGCAGAGCUACAGUUGAAGUUGGAAGUUUACAUACACAUAGGUUAGAGUCAUUAA